This is a messenger RNA of Danio rerio (zebrafish), 2738 nucleotides long. It is a transcript of the gene bhlhe40, whose product is annotated as basic helix-loop-helix family, member e40. Lineage: Eukaryota; Metazoa; Chordata; Actinopteri; Cypriniformes; Danionidae. Gene Ontology annotation, molecular function: DNA binding; protein dimerization activity. Gene Ontology annotation, biological process: DNA-templated transcription; regulation of DNA-templated transcription. Gene Ontology annotation, cellular component: nucleus; cytoplasm. The record is from RefSeq and is marked provisional.
ACAUACACUCAUUUAACCAGCACCGGAGCCGACAAACGCCUCCUGCAUCUCCACCUCACAACAACACCACUUCUGCGUCCUACUUCUGAGGCUUGAAUCUGGAAAGAACUACUUCAUUCGAGGAAAACACAUGUGGACUUUGAUAAGAGAAUAACGGAUUGUUUUUUUAUUUUUGUAUCUACUUUUUGUUAUUAUUAUUUUUGAUUUACCCUAUUCUUACACCAGUAAGACACUAGGGUGAAAUGGAGAGGAUUACCAGUGCUCAGCCUCCUCCGUGUAUGUCCAAACACCCCUCGCUGGAUAUCUCUGACAUGCAAGGAAUGGACUUUCCCAUGUAUGUGUAUAAACCCAGACGAGGAAUGAAGCGCAGUGAGGACAGUAAGGAUACGUACAAACUGCCUCAUCGAUUGAUCGAGAAGAAAAGAAGAGACCGAAUAAACGAGUGCAUCGCGCAGUUGAAGGAUUUGCUGCCCGAACACCUUAAACUCACGACUCUGGGACACUUGGAGAAGGCUGUUGUCUUGGAACUCACACUCAAGCAUGUGAAGGCUCUUAACAACCUGCUGGAACAGCAACAACAGAAGAUCAUUUCCUUGCAGAAUGGAUUGCAAAUCGGCGAACAGGGAAAUGGGCCCUCAGAAAACAGUGAAGAGAUGUUUCGUUCCGGGUUCCACUUGUGCGCCAAGGAGGUUCUUCAGUUCCUGGCCAAUCAAGAGACCAUGCGUGACCUGACCACUGCUCACAUAAUCGAGCACCUUCAAAAAGUGGCAUCUGAGCUCAUUCAGAGCCCACCGAGUCCUCGCCUGGACGAGCCCGCUCCCAAAGCUCAAGAGAGUCGGGAGAAACCAUCAGGCCUACAGCCAAAGGCUGCAGAAGGUCAUGCUAAAAACUGUGUGCCUGUCAUUCAAAGGACUUAUCCCCACAGCAGUGAGCAGAGCGGGAGUGAUACGGACACCGACAGUGGCUAUGGGGGCGAGUACGAGAAGCGUGACCAGAAAGCUCAGCGGCCGGACUGCUACGUAAAAGAAAGCGGGGCUCUCAAGUACAGCAGCAGCAUUAAAGAGGAGCAGGAUGAGCCACCAAGCAAACGGCCGAGGUCAGACUCCUCAGAAGAUGAGUCUCUGUCAGGGCAUGAUGUAGUGGGCGGCCACAGCCCCUACGUGAGCUUUUCGCCACCACAGCCCCUGUGCAUGCCCUUCUACCUCUUUCCGCCUGGCGCGGCUGCCGCAUACUUGCCUAUGCUGGAGAAGUGUUGGUACCCAGGGGCUAUGCCCGUAUUGUACCCAGGUCUCGGUAGCUCCCCUGCAAGCCUCUCUCCUGAGAAACUCCCCUCAUCCAUGGUCAUGUCCUCACGAGUGGGCUCUCCUGUCUCCACUCCCACCUCCAUGGACUCUCCUGCACUCCUGCAGGCCCUCAAACAAGUUCCUCCAUUAAACCUGGAAACCAAAGACUGAGGACUCCAUCUGGGGUCCACCACCAGCCCGCUCUCUGAAUGUUUUGGUCUCGAGAGUGGACUUCCCUGCUGAAUAAGCUCCCGAAGAGGGUUCGGUUGAAGAGGGCGCAAAGGCAAAGUUCAAAGCAGCGAAGCAGCGCCCUCAAGCACAGCGAACAGCUGUUCUGAUUCCUCUCAGAAGUACGCCGGCCUCCCUCCAACACACACAAACACACUCUCUCUUAUCAGCUCCCUCCGCAACCAGCAGACACGCAUCCAGAGACAGAACUGUCCCAGACGGGUAAAGGAGGCCCCGUGCAAAGCACUGUGAGACACUGUGAAGAAGGUCAAAAAGAGGACAGUGAGAGCUGUUCUCUGAGUAAAAGUAUCUGGGGAGGGUGAACGGCUGCUCUCUGCACUUAUGCCGAAUGUUUAAGUCGUAAACAAAACUAAACCCAGAAUGUGACGUGCAGAUGGUCCCCCAUUGAUAAGGACUUUGCCCUUUGCACAAGCACCUUUUCAUUUGUUGAAUGUAAACGAAAAGUCCUUUUAUAAUAAAACAUCACCCCUGUAGAUGCUGCUUUUUGGACAUUUCUCUGUGCCGUGGACGCUUGAUCAGGAAGCUCCACUCUCUUCUGCUUCUGUGACUGCUUUAACCAAUAAGAGUCGUCCUUUUAGACUAGAAGGCUACCAAAUAAACGUCUUUGCAUUGGUCGACUGCGUGCACGUUUACCAUCUCGCGCUCAUCUGAGUUUUCUUGCAUAAACGAGGACGCCACGGACUCUUGAGACGUGACGCUCGUGUAAAUACGGGAGUGAUGUAAUCACGCUGUAGCUUCUUGAGUUUGUCAUCCAUUCGUGCACGUAGCUGAAGCUGUUGUGAGGUAUCCGCGUUGUGUAAUUAUUUUGUUUAUACUUCUUGUACAUCUGUAUUUUUGAUACGUGACCCACACCUUUGAGUUUCUAGACAGCCGAGCGCUGUAUGCCAUGAGAUUGUGUACAUAGCAUCAUGUUCUGUGUUCAUUUCUGGUCAAAUUAGGACAGAUCUUUGUUCAUGCUGUUGCCUUUACCUGUUUAAAGCAGUAAACAUGAUGGCGGAUAUUUACAUUUUUGAUCCUGGAUUCUUCAUAGAAGCAAAAGAAAGUGAAUGUAAUGUUCAAAAAAAAACAAUUAGUUUUGUAUAGGAAGAGGUACUUACUUUUUAUUUUGGGACCUAAGAGAAGGUUGCUUGAUGUAUAUAUUUUGUCUAAAGGUAUUGUUGACAUACAUUAAAGUAAAAGUAUUAUUAAAGUCUUUUUUUCCCUGUG